This is a messenger RNA of Taeniopygia guttata (zebra finch), 12590 nucleotides long. RefSeq names its product docking protein 6 (gene DOK6). Gene Ontology annotation, biological process: cell surface receptor protein tyrosine kinase signaling pathway. Gene Ontology annotation, cellular component: cytoplasm. Lineage: Eukaryota; Metazoa; Chordata; Aves; Passeriformes; Estrildidae. The record is from RefSeq and is a predicted model, not a curated record.
GGCCGCCACCCGCCCGGCGGAGCGGAGCGGAGCAGCCGCGGGAGGAGCGGGGCGCGGGCGGAGCGGAGUGCGGCGGCUGCCGCUGCCUGGAUGCCAGAAGCGCCUCUGGAGCCAGCGGCCGGCGGCACCUGGGAGGGCCCGGGAGAGGAGGAGGAGGAGGCGACGGCGGCGGAGGAGGAGGACUCCGGGCGCGGAGGGGAGGAAGCAGGCAGCGUUUGCCAUGGCCUCCAACUUUAACGAUAUAGUCAAGCAGGGCUACGUAAAAAUCCGCAGCAGGAAGCUGGGGAUUUUUAGGCGUUGUUGGCUGGUUUUCAAGAAGGCUUCCAGUAAAGGACCCAGGAGGCUAGAAAAAUUUCCAGAUGAGAAGGCAGCAUAUUUCAGGAACUUCCACAAGGUAACUGAGCUGCACAAUAUCAAAAACAUAACCAGAUUGCCUCGAGAGACAAAGAAGCAUGCAGUGGCAAUUAUCUUUCACGAUGAGACAUCAAAGACAUUUGCGUGUGAGUCAGAACUAGAGGCAGAGGAGUGGUGCAAGCAUCUUUGCAUGGAAUGUCUAGGAGCCAGGCUCAAUGAUAUAAGUCUUGGGGAACCAGAUUUGCUUGCUGCUGGAGUCCAGAGAGAACAAAACGAACGAUUCAAUGUAUACCUUAUGCCUACACCAAAUUUAGAUAUCUAUGGGGAAUGUACAAUGCAGAUCACACAUGAAAACAUCUAUCUCUGGGACAUCCACAAUGCCAAGGUCAAGCUGGUCAUGUGGCCUCUGAGCUCUUUGAGGAGAUAUGGACGUGACUCAACAUGGUUUACAUUCGAAUCUGGAAGGAUGUGUGACACAGGAGAAGGGCUGUUCACAUUUCAAACACGCGAAGGAGAAAUGAUAUAUCAGAAGGUCCAUUCUGCAACACUGGCAAUAGCUGAGCAGCAUGAAAGAUUAAUGAUGGAAAUGGAGCAGAAGGCAAGGCUCCAGACCAGUCUGUCUGAACCAAUGACUUUAUCCAAGUCGAUCUCACUUCCUCGUAGUGCAUAUUGGCAUCACAUCACCCGGCAGAACAGCGUUGGAGAAAUCUACAGUUUACAAGGUCACAACCUCGGCUCAGCAAAGGUGUCCCGGGCGCAGACAUUCCCCAGCUACCCAUCGGAGCAGGGCGAGGAGAACCAGCAGCCGCUGUCGCUGGCCAGCAGCUACACCUUCAGCUACGGCUCGGGGCUGGUGCAAUGACAGCCGGGGGCAGCCGGCCCACACGGACAGCUGAGCCUGGAGCCUCCCGCCAGGACCGGGGAGCCGCUGGCCCCCUCUGCACCCACCAUUUGCCGUGAAAACUGAUGCCUACCAGCUCCAGCCGGGGUGCCGCCGAUGCGGAAACCUGGAGAGGCGGCUUCCCCAAAGCAGAGGCUAAGUCUUUAUUUAUUUAUUUUGCCGUUCCUUUUGUUGAUAUGUUCAGAAAGGAGGGGGUUGGGGGGUUGGGGGGAGGGAGGAAGGGGGACACAUCUGUGUUGUAAGAAAGUGGUGGAAACAAAUGAAACUGUGUUGGUUGGUGUGAAGGUUUCUGCAUGACCGGAAAAGGUCCCUUCUGGGGCUCCAUUGCAAUGGCGCGUUUGACGCUGGGGCCUUCCUUCCCGCCCCGACCAGCAGGACAGCCUGUCUUCACCUGCAACUUCUGUAGGUCCUUGCCACAGCCUACAAUUCCUGCUGGAGGCACUGAAAUGUCACCUACUUGAGAUUUGGCAUCAGUGCUGCAGGGGUCACCUCCAGAUCCAAGUGGGCUCACUCACUGCCCUAGAGGGUAGUUGGGUGUUCUUUGGGCCAGACACCAACAAAUACUGGAGUAGCAGGCUGAUAUGCUUUGUUGGGAAUAGGUUUUGGUGCAUCAAGGUAAGGUUAUUACGUGGUCCAGCUCUAAUCUUAAAUUGCUGGGGCACAAAUUCAUCCCUUACAUGUGCAAUUUUCACCAUGCCCCUAAGAGCUGUGAACAUCCCUAUCAGCAGCACAGUCUUGUCCUUAGAACUGCUGCAAAGUCUUCUCGUUCGCAAAUUAUUUAGGUAACCAUGCCUGCAAGCCUAACUUUAAAAAGCGGGAAAACUGUUCUUCAAACAAAAAAAAAAUGGCCCAUUUGCCCAGCUGGCAACUGCCAGUGCCAUAGCUGGGCCAGACAUGGUAGAGCUGAGCUCUGGUCUUGUCUUUCUGGUCAGCGUUACUUUGAUUUUCUGUGUUUCCUUCUCAGAUUUCUGUUCUAGAUGCACAUUGUAUCUUGUAUGAUCAUGUGUCAAGCAUCUGUUUGCUCUCAAAAGGAGGAUGAGUACCUCUCAAUGGAAAUUUUCUGUCUUUGGAAGACGUCUUUUAAAAAGGAACUGUAGUAGUUGUUUGUAAUCAGUAAGGAGGGAAUAAGUUGGAAGGCAUACCUGUAGGUGGGGAAUGAAUUUUAUCUAUCCUGAACAUUUGGAUUUUUGUAACUGUUAUCAAAUAUUUAUGUACUCCUUGUGAUGCCCUGAAUUGUUUGAAAUAGUGAGGAGAAAAUUUUGCCCUCUUGUAUGAUCUGAGGAGCUUUGUGUUCUGUUCCCAGAGUGAAACUAUGGCCAUGAUUACCAGAGGGAUUCAGUUCAUUGGUUGUUUCUCAGGACAGGUUGAAGAAAUGUACCAAGGAGGAGACACACAGACUCUUUUCCAAUUAAACAAUCGGUUUUAUGUACUAUAAUUUAACUGAAAAAGUGCUGUUGGGUUGUUUUAUAUAUGCACAUUAUAUAUAUAUGUAUUAAAAGGUAUGGAAGAAACUUCUGCUUUUGAUUAAACAUUUACUGAUACAAUAUGGUCAGCUUUUCUCCAACCAUUUUCCUGGCUAAGAGACCUUGCACACUUACAGCUUUCAGUGAACGGCUGCUGAAUAAAAAGCUUUGUGAUCCACUUGAAUGAAAGAGUUCUACCCCACCACAAUCACCUUUAUUUAUUUUUCCCGUUUUUCCUUGUCUCAUUCACUACCUCUUUUCCUUCUCACAGUGCUGCCAUACUCAGGAAUAGAAUGGCUCCCUACAGAGAGUAUUUUGAUGAGCUAAAAUGAAAAACUGCUCUCCCACGCUGUCAAGGCGCUGUACCUAUGGCGCUCUCAGAACUGUACCCAUCAAGGAAACUUCAUUCACACUUUCAUUUAAGAAAAAGAUUCAGUUGACAUUUUGCUUAGGGAAAAUUUCCGAUUUGCAAACUUUAAAUGCGAAAUUUGAUACAAAACGAUAAUGGUGUGAUUCUGUUACUCAGUGCAGCUUUGCCAAAUAUUUGCCUUUUGGAGAAAUGGUCAGUUAUUUUUAUUCCUUUGCAACUGGGAUUCUUUCACUUGCCCUAAAAUUAUAUAUAUUUUCUUUUAAACUCCUUAGAUUAAGUUUUCAAUAUGUUCUGCAGGUUUCAACACUGUGUUCAAGUAACUUCUUUCCUCUGUGACUUAAAUACUAGUCAUUUAAUAAUUACAUAUUCUACACAGCUCAAAAGUGGGGAAAAGGGAAAACAGGAGAAUAUGAUUUAUAGUUCCAGUGUCCAUAUACUUUAAGAACCUAUCUAAAUCCUCAACCUAGUACUUCGACUGUAUUUCUAUAAAAAGUGUAAGAUCUAUAUAAUGUUCUCUGUUUGUUUCCUGGGGAACAGUUGCUGUCUGUGGCUUUGUCUUCCUAUCAAGUACCUGAAUAUAGUCAAGUUAAUGAAAAUGUAGAUGCUAUUUUCAAAGAAAACACACCAAAAAAGGGGAUGGAAUGGGGCAUUAUAGCAGUCUUGGCUAUAUAUAUGGCCAUAUAUAGCAGUUUUACUAAAUAUUUUUUUUAUUGCAUAAUGCAACCAUCUUCUCAACUCAUACGUUUAUAAAAUACCUUUGUGGUCUCCUAUAAUACACAGAAAAUUGAACAAAGCUGCACAACACAAGCAAUCUAUAGCAAAUCUGACCUGUUGGGAGCUAUUUCUUGUAGAGACCAAACCCAAGCACACUCGAAUUUGAAAAUGAGGGUGCAACUUUACCAUGUACUGUAACACAGUCUAAGACAACUGGUAGCCUGAAGCACAAAAGUAUUCAGGAGCCAGUGGAUGCUGCCAUUAGUGCAACUCCAGAACAACAGAUGGUAUCACUGCAUCAUUGGCGUAUUCACACAGCUUCCACAAUGUUCCUCAAAAAAGCUCCUUGAGAACUAGGCAGACACUGUGACAACAGUUUGCCAGAAAAUUCUGCUUUCAUGGAAUUGUUUUAAUUCCUGGCAUAUGCCUGUUGAUAACCCAAGUGAUGGCCACUGAGACUACUUUGUAUAGCUCCUAGUGUUUCCACCAGAAAGAAAACUCUCUUUUGGAGCACAUGGUAGAGCUGCCUGCCUAGAGACUACAGCGGCCUUUAAAUAGACCCAGGGACCCCAUGGGACCCUGAUCCAGUCUCGGCUUUCUUCCUGUGCGAGGCACACAGACUACUCCUGACCCCAGAGUUGCUCCCUGUUUUCAGCUAAUGAGCUGUGAAGGGAUGGAGGGCAACAAAAUGUCUUCAGUGGUAACCAGGUGCAGCUGGUAGAAAUGGAACUUAGCAUUAGUAAAUGAUAAAAUAGAAGAAAUAAAAUAAAGCUUUUGCUUUUAUUUCUGUUUCGGAGGAUGUGAUAUGAAUCUAUAAUUGUAACCGUGAUUUACAUUUUUUUAAUCACCCUUUGAUAACAAUAUAUUCACCCCUAUGAACUAAUAACACAUGGAAUUACUAAUUAUAAUUGCUAAUAUAUCUUUACUGUGAAUAUUAUAGAUUGAUGCAUGCUGGUACUUUUGAUUUUGAAGUCACUUGGUGCAGAAAAGGUGAAAUUGAAAGAGACUGCUAAUAAAUCAUCAAAUGGUGCUAAGGAACUUGAAUAGUCCCAUUUUUUAAACUGACACAUGUCAUUAUUUGUAGUUUAAAUUGUCUAUGAGUACUCAUUUGAAACACUUUCAUCCGCCCAUGUAAAGGAAAAAGAAAGGAGAAUCUCUUGUAGCAGGGAGUUUGCUGUUUUACUGAGUAAAUAUUCAGACAUUACUUUUUGUGGCAGUCACGUGGUCACAUGUAUCAAGUUCUGUCCUUGGGAGGUUUUGAUGCAUUUGUUUUCUUCUUUUUUGGUUCCACAAAAGCUACAAGUCAAACUUGAAAAUGUAUUGACAAACCAAAGGAGUUUGUUGAGACAUUGACAAUAGCUGCUCUCUUUCGUUUUGUCAAAAGUCUACCGUGAUAUUUCGGGAAAAAUACUUCAUUCCAUAACACAUGUAUAGAAAUCCUGUUGGGAUGCAGAAUAUAAUCAAGUUUUGUUCCAAGUUAAUAAGACUUUGCUGGAAGAGGGGUUGAAAUUGAGUGUCUGAGGGCAAAAGUGUUUUAAAGUGCUCUCUAUAGCAAUAAUUUAAGUACAAAAUACAGCCUUCAGGCACCCAUUUAUUUAGAAGUUGCUAAGUGCAGGCAAUCUGUGACGACCCUUACCCGCUUACGGCAAAGAGAAAAAAAGGUCAAUCGUUAAUCAUAUCUAUGUACUGCAUUUGUCAGAAAAGGAAUUAACUUCAUGCUUGUUCAGCUUUCUAGUCUAAAAGGCAAUACUAUGAGGAGUAAGGUUUUUUGAGAUAUUUGAUCUCUAGGAACUGACAAAGAGCAUCAGCCUGUAGCAUAUAAACCUCUACUCAGACUUAGCUCACCAGCUACAUGUGCUAGUUUUCAUCUGGUAACCGAGAAACUGCAGGGUAGUUUUCCAUUAGAAAAUAUAACUCUCUUGAAUGGCUGUGCAUUUUAGCAUGAAAUAUAGAAUUAUUUACAAAAAACUAAAAAGGAAUGAGUAAUGAGUUCCAAUUAAUCUCUGCUUUAGUGUUUAAUAUCUCUGUAUUUUGGCUUUUUUUUUAUACCUGCUGCAAAGGAAUAAGUGUGGCUUUUAUCCACACACAGAAUGGAGUGAACAGUGAAAAAAGUGUGAAACACUGCUCUUUGAUUAUGAGAAUAGAUCCAACAGCACUGGAAAAUUUCAUUUUUCCAUACGUGAUUCAAAUACUUGUGAGUCUUUCCAAACACACUUAUUACACAAGAGGACAUAUUAGAAUUUUACAUUUUUAACCACAGAGAACUGGUCAAAAUGCCUGCCUAAGUUUUGUAAGUAGAAGAUAAUGACUGUGCAAACCACUGUAGUGACCUAACUUUAAAAUCAGAGGGCUGGAUAUAUGAAUUCUGCAGUUAUAACAUCUUGCACUACAUGAAGUGUGCUGUGUUUGUACUUGAUAGUAUAAAUAAAUGCUCUUCACUUUUUAUUUUAGAUAAAAAGGUGAGGUAUAUUGGAAACAAGGAUAAGCUUAUGGUGGAAUGAAAGAAACCACAAAGAAUAUUUACUCCCUUGUUGAAACAAGAAGUUUGUCUCCCUGUCCAGGUCCUUAAAAGACAGUAAAAGGUGAUGGGUGAAGGUCUUGUAUAUUCAGCAAUUAUUUAAAUUUCAUUGUACUUAGAAACCUAAAUAUUAGAAUCUGCUGGCAAACUGGUGCUAUUAAAGAAAAUGGAAGGUUCACUUUGCAAAGAUUUUUAUAAGUUUAUGCAACUUGACAGAUUUUUACAGACACAAUUAAAACACAUAUGAAAGUAACUGAGGUUUAAGUAUGAUUAAAUAGAAUUUAAGCAUUUGACAAUGUACAUAUUGUUAUGAAUAUUGCUAGCUGUAAUGGAGACAAUAUUUCCUUUUAAACUGAAUGCAAGCUCAAAAAGGAAUAGGUUCUCAAAUAGGAAGAAGUUAAUAUUUUUAAAAAUCACAUUUGAAGUUUCAAAGAAUUAAUUUCAUUGGGUUUAUUUGUUGCUUUGAUACAGAGAUCUUCAUGAGGUUCAACAGAUUUACUAUGUUCUCUUACAAUCCUGAGAUUUUCAAGUACAUUAAUAUAUUUUACAGUAGAUUUUUUCCUAUAAGAAUAUUUGACAUAAAUGAAGUUAAUUUUUAAUCAGCUGACACAUCAUUUUCAGUCUUUUCUAAAAAUUGUAUGAUAGCAAGUCAGAGUGGGCAUAGAAAAUAGCACAAAAUUAAUUGUCUGGUUUGGCCAUUCCAUACCAAUAACCAAAAUAAGGGUUUCAGUUAAAUUUUUAUUCUCAUCACUGCUCAUAUACUUAGAAUAAAUUAUAUAAAAUAAAAUUUUCCUUGUGGAUGUUAAUUGUAAUAUUUCCUGAGUUUCCAUAGAUGACAGGCUGUGACAGGAGAUAUCCAGAACUGCUUUUUUGAAAUUGUUCUGAUUUGAGAUGGUUGCAAGGAAAAACAGAAAAUACAUGGGAAAAUAAGUGUUAUGACUUCUUACCAAAGAAUGAUACAUGCUAACCUUUUAUUUCUUUGAAAAUCAUCAUUAUAGAAAUGUAGAGAAAUUUAUGAAAGGAGGUGAAAAAUGUGGCAAGAAAUCAACAAAAAUAAACCAUUCUGUAAUCUUUAAAAAGAUUAGGAGAAAUUGGCAAACACUUAAGCACACAGCAGUGGGCCAUGUUGAGCACAAAACACUUUCCCAUAGUAUUCAACUUCUUCUUCUCCUUCAUCAGAAACUGGAAACAAUGUCAUGUGUUCAGUUUGAUUCACAGCUCUACAUUACUCUGUACAAAGCAUGAUGGGCUCAUUUUCCCUAACUUGGCUGGAAGAACCAAGAACCAGUCUGCCUAACACUCAUUAUGCAGUAUAAAAAAACAGUAAUUUGCACAAUGUACCACCAGUGUUAUCACACAACUUUGUGGAACUCACUGCAGCCAGGUAUUGUCAAAAGUAUGAUUUAGAAUGUUUCACAGCUCAUUGAAUUCUGGGCAAUAUCUUCCUUUAUGAUCCAUAAAAAUACAUACAGAGGAGCUCAACCUUUUUUUCUUCUAAUUUCAAAAUAUUCUGACAGAGUUCUGUAGGGAGGUUCCUCCCAAUCUACUGUUGUUGGGUAAAUUAUAGACAUUUCAAAGAAAAUAAUAAAUAUCUGCUUAAGACAGGUUUAUUUCAGAGGGAAAAAAAAGAGAUAAAUUUUAAUACAUGCAAAUAUUUCUAACAUAUACAAAUACACAUAUAAACAUCAGCACAAACAGAAAAGUAUUGAAAAAAAGAAAGAUACUGUGCUUUUCUUUAUAUCUUAGUAUGAUAAACUAUUGAUCACUUAAAUAUUUUUUUUUAUUUACUGGUUAAUGCUACAAAUUAAUUGCUUAGUGUAACAAUCUAAUUGAAUAAACUGUUAAGACAGGUGUUAAAUACCCUUUGGAACCACUGAGAUGCUUUUUUUCUAAAACUGCAAAGUUGUCUUUAUAAGUAAGCAUAAGAUUAGAAGAAAUAUGUCAGCCAUGGCAGUAAUUAAUAUUAAUUAUUUUAUCUAGCUAUACAGGCUAACAAUGUGGAUAGUGUGGAAAUAAUCUUUUGAAACUUGUGUUAGAUAGCUUUGUGCAUUUCCUUUAGUAUUUCUACGUUUAGCUCAAACAUUAUAUCCUAAGUUAUAUGUAGAGAUAUAUAACUGUAAGACUAUAGCACAGAUAGUAAGGUAAAUCUACAGUUUAAUGAAUCAGGCUUAACCAGGGCCAAGAAAUUAGUCAGAGCAGUGGCAGUAGUCAGUCCUGUGGCAUGGUGGCAGCCUGCCCCAGUAGUAUCUGAGCACACACAGCUGAGGCUAUCUCAGUAUUCCUGAGGCUUCCCUGCUUUAAAGGACACGUUGGCAAACUCAUCACUCGGUUAUCCUGUGGUUCCCAUGGCUCAUCCUCUUCUCAUAACUCUCAAUGCAUUGACUUGAAAAGAGCAGCAACAAAAAAGGUAUGAACAAAAGCAGAGACAAGGAACCUCUUGGUGGAAGAGAGUCCUACCAAGCCCUGCAGGCUCUUCUUCAUCCUAGAAAUAUGAGCUGUUGCUGUGCAGGAGCCCACCUUCAAAGGGCAGGGGAGAGAGCAUGCUUACCUGUCUUAAUGCAGGCUGGGAGAGAACUGGGAGGGGUCUCCCAUUACCUGAGUGAUUUGGCAGGUAUGACACUGGAUGAACCAGCAUUUCAUGUGGCAGUGAAAAGCCUGGUCCAGUUUAAUGUUUGGAAGCUGUGGGUCUCUAGCCUCUCUAUCUUUUGCCUGAGAUAUCACAGGAGCAGUGGUCACCCUGAGCCCACACAUACCCUGACACCACAUCUCAGCAAGACACAGCUGUGACAGUAUGUCUUAUCCCUAGCCCAACACGGUUCUCCAGGAAUGUGUGUGUUUUGGAAAUGUCUUUUAUGUUGUCUUGCUUACACCUUGAACAAUACAGUCUGAGAACUUGGCAGGCAGCUUCUACUCCUAGGGUCUGCAGCCUAAAAGAACAUUUUAGCACCUAUCUUGUAGACAGAAAAGCUGGUUUUGGAAGUAGCCCUUAGUGUAAGACUUACAAAGCUGUUCAGAGGAUUAACUCCUAUUGAGCAUCUCAGCUUUGAAGGAAAUUGCACUAGGGAGUACUCACUGAGGCAGAGCUUCAGCUACUGUAAAUAAAUACCAUUGAUUUGGGCUUUCACAGAGCUCCAUAACAGAAUAUAUUUAAAGGAGCAUGAUGAACAUAUUUAAAAGUAAAUUUGAAAAAUCAGAGUCCUUGUGCCCUGACAUCUCUAUAAAUACAAAAAUAAUAAUCAUCCUCUGAGGACCUCCUUAAAAAAAAAAAAAAACCACACAAAAAAGCACACACACAAACAAACAAAACCAAAAAAACCCCACCCCUAGAAAUGAAACUGCUAGUGAGAUCAAUCCUCUGAACAAUCCUUUGAAUAUUAAAUCUUUCCUUUUUCUGAAGUAAGCUUCUUAUUUGGAACCCUCAGGAGUAAACUAGCAAAUGCUGGUAGCAGCUAUAUUUCAAGUGUUCUGCCCGCUGUGUUUCCUUGGUCCUCUCCUCCCAUCCCCUAGUCCUGCAAUAAGACCUGGAGAGGAGGCAGGUGGUUAAAUUGCGCAGUAUAGUUAGAACAAGUUCUUUCUGAGCAUGCCUAACAGAGAAGGUGGCUGGGAAUUUAGGUCAGCUGGGGGUCAUAAAGAGGGUUAAUUGCUGAACUAGCCUGCCAGAAGUAGGGGUGUGGAAGAGUCCAGCUGCUUGUGUUCCUUGGUGGGCCCAGCCCUUAGAAUAGCCUGUUUCCUCACUGAAACGUUGUUUUACCCCAAGACACACAGCCAAGGGAGAGGAGACUAGCAAAAGGAGCAGUAUCAUGAACAUAUUACAGUCAGAGAAGUUCUUUAAGGUAAUGUAUACGAAAUGAAUAAAGAAAACAACUUUCCCCUUCCUUCACAGACUGGGAGUUUUCGUCCUGUUGAUCUGAACUCUGGUGACUGCCUUUCCUACAUUCAGAAGUCUUUUUCAAAGAGAUGUGAGCUUACACCCUUUAAAGACUUAGUUGUACUAUUGAUCAUUGAAUAUUCCUUUGAACAUUGAAUUAAAACAUUUCCCUUUUUGACCCAAUGAAAAGGAUUCUUUUUAUUAUUAUGGAAAAGGUUUUACUUUUCUUUAAUCUCAUAUAUUCAUUUUCAAAUCACAUAGAUGGUAGUUAACCUAAAAUACCUUUCAAGGUAUUCAACACUCACUGUUUUAAUGACAAUAUAUUUUAUUACAUUUAUUUCUUUCCAGCACAGUUUCUAAGACCUUAAAAAAAUCCGCAGAACUGUUUUACAGUUUAGAUGGUUUGCUGAGCUGAUUGCUAUCCAUGAUUAUGUCAUGUUGCUUCACUGAUUCUUUUUUCCUCCCUCUUAACUAUUUGAGUGAGUGGUACAGCAUGAAAUAGCAUAGUAACUGUUCAACAUUAAAAUUUCCAAAUUACAGUCGAUGGAGUUUAUUCAAAAGAAAUUUUAAAAAUUCCAAAAGGAAAGGACAAAUCUGUAGGAAAUGUUGAAACUAAGCAGCAAUAAACAAUGGUUUGUUUACAAUGGAAAGUCUAUUUAUAUAAUCCAAACAGCAAAUAUUGGGUCCCAACCUGCCGGACUCAUAAAAUAUUUAAAGACUUCUAAUAUUGCAUUUCAAAUUGAGCUUUUGGAAGUUUCUCUUGUGUGUAGCUUACUAGUUUUUAAACCAAUAAGAAUAUUGAUAAGUUUGGGGUUGUUUUCUUUUUGGUUUUGUCACUUGUUCAGCUGCUGUUCACUGAUAUUACUAUGGUACAAAAAUGAAGCUGUUGUUUUGUGAUUUUUUUUUGAAAAAAAAAUAUAACAUAUUGUUCUUAUUAUACUAUGUGUUAUGUGAUUUUCCCUGUGGAUUAUCCUGGUAGAACUAGUAUGUUUACAGAAUUUGAAUUAAAACAGAUUACAUACCUGCAAAGGAGUGCACCAUAGAUUUUGUUUUGUCUUCAAAUCUCAAAAAUAAGCAAUUGUUUCAAAAAGACAAGCUGAAAGUACCAAGAGAAAAGAAAUAAGGGCAGUACCACAAAUAAUCAAAACAAUCUGGUAUUCCAGAUAUUUAACCUCAACUUCUUCCCUUUUCUUAUCAUUAGUAAAGCAGGGAUGUAUUCUGACGGUCUCUAAAAGCAGUAAAACAAUACCAUCUUCUCAGCUUAUGGAUGUUUGUGUAUUAGUAUCAGGACUCCAACUGAGACCUUCUGUGUAAUCAAAUCCAUUACAUUGUUAUUUUAUCAUUUUACUAUCAGGGGGAUCAUAAGAAAGGACCCAAUGCUACAAGGUUUAAUUUGUAAGGCUGUGCACAAUUUAGAAUUAUCUGCUAUGACAUUUGAUAACUCAGGAAAUAAACCAACUUGUUAGCAGUACAGUUCUGUGUAUCCUCAUCAAUUUCACAUUCGAGCAUUUGUAUAUCUGAAAACCUUCAGCAAGUGAAAUUUAAAAAAAACAUCCAUUGCAACAUGUCCUUGUUCAGGAGUACAGAAAACCAAAACAAGAUGUUUUUAAUGGUAUAUGACACUGUAAACAAUUUAAGUCUUCAGCAGAAGUUGAAAGGACACUUUAUUUUAGGAUUUUAGAUUUUUAGCUGAAGUGUAGGAUAACCACAUGAUGCUAUUAUUGCUCAAAUAGUGAAGAGAAGCCUUGUGUCCAUGUUAUUCUCAGAAGAAUCUAGGUUCCUAUUUUCCUGUGCACAUGAAAAUGCUUUCCACUGGAGAAGACUUUUCACUGUCAGGCUGUGAUGCUCUUCCUAGCCAGCCAAGCAGAACUGGUACCUGGUUUGUAGGCAGGCUCAUGAUGCCUCCACCACUAACCCUUUCAAAAAAAACCCAAACAAAAACCCCAAACACCAUAUCCAGCAACAUUUUUACGUAUGCUUCAAGAGAAAAGUGGAAUCAGGCAUAGGUGAGCCAGGCACAGAGUUUGCAAUACGCCAACAUAGAUGAUUAUCAGCUGUCAUGGUAACACCGUCAUUUACUGGGAUUCUGUCCUCAGUCAUUCAGCAGAUUUGUAAAAGGCCAAAAGAUGCAUAGAUCCUAAUUCUCAGGUCUGCCUUCUAGUUCUGUUUGUUUAAUGAUUUUUUUUUUUGUCUGUUUGUUCAAUUUCUCUGUGAUUUCUUCUGUAGGUUUCAGCAGAAUAUAUACGUAUGCACACAUAAAACUACAUAUGUAUGUGUAUUGUUUUGUAAAUGUUCUCAGUCAUGCUAUCUUCUGCUUUGCACCAUUUACUCAUAUACCUUCCAUGUUCUCAUUUAUUUUUUGCUCAAUUAAACCUUAUAAUAAAUUAUUAAAUAUAACCUGA